AUGGUCCAGUUCUCCGUCCUGGAUUUUAUCAAAUCACAGUGGACACCAGUGCCCCCUGCACCGAAGGCCGACCUUCAUGGGCAGACAGUUGUUGUCGUUGGGGCAAACACAGGCAUCGGUUUUGAAGCAGCGACACAUUUCGCUAGAAUGGGACCAGGAAGACUGAUCCUUGCGUGCAGAAGUUUGGAAAGAGGCUCCGUUGCAUUGGCCAAGUUGGAGGCAUCUACUGGCUGCAAGACAGCCGAGCUGUGGCUCCUGGACCUUAGCAGCUUCGAGUCCGUGAGGGGAUUCGCGGAUCGAAUUGAGCAGGAAGUCCAGCGACUCGACAUCUUGAUUGCCAAUGCAGCCGUCGUGCCAAAUCAAUUCGAGGAAACGAAAGAUCACUGGGAAACCUCUGUUCAAGUAAAUCACAUCUCUCCGGCACUGCUCAUCAUUCUUCUGAUGCCCAAGAUGUUCGCGUCGUUGGAUGAGUCGCCAAGGCCGCCCAGAAUCGUCGUCGUAUCUAGUUCACUCCACCACUACGCCAAAAUACCCGACAACGUAUUCGAAUCUUCCACACCUCUUCAGGUACUUUCAGACAAGGAUUUGGGCCCCCCGUUCGAAGCGAUGCCGAGAUACUACUUAGCCAAGCUGUUCAACGUCUUCCUUACCCUCUCCUUGACUGAUCACAUCCCUUGUUUAACCACCGUCGCCGUAAACCCAGGGUUCUGUUACUCAGAUCUGCGUCGUGACACACGAACACUCGUCAUUCGGACACUUGAACGGGUGCUGGCCUUCACCGCCGAAGAAGGGAGCCGCCAGAUCGUCUGGGCGGCGUUGAACUCUAGAGCGGCGCCGGGAGAGAAAGUGGAUUGCAUGAAAGGCGCUUUUGUGAGCUACAUGUCGGUGGGUGAACCUAGCGAUUUUGUGCUCAGCGAUGAAGGUGCUGCAUUUCGCGAGAAACUCUGGCACGAGACGUUGGAGAUAAUAGUUGUGGUGCCGCCUGAUCUGGGACCGUUCAAACGCAGUACUUGGGUCAGCGGCGAAUAG
Pleurotus ostreatus (oyster mushroom) is the source of this 1029-nucleotide messenger RNA. RefSeq lists its product as uncharacterized. The record is from RefSeq and is a predicted model, not a curated record. The transcript is spliced from 7 exons. The coding region runs from base 1 to 1029 and encodes 342 amino acids. NCBI's taxonomy places the organism in Eukaryota, Fungi, Basidiomycota, Agaricomycetes, Agaricales, Pleurotaceae.